Microthlaspi erraticum is the source of this 1263-nucleotide messenger RNA. The record is from the annotation of a GenBank genome assembly. NCBI's taxonomy places the organism in Eukaryota, Viridiplantae, Streptophyta, Magnoliopsida, Brassicales, Brassicaceae.
AUGCUAAAGCAACUACUUCAAGGGCAAGCUGAUGGGGUAGUGGACACAAGCAAGAAGCUAGCUGAAAUAAACUCUAAGAUCGAGAACCUCAACACAAGGGUUUACUCUCUGGAGAAUCAUGCUUCUUCUGUUGCUGCUGCUACAAAGCAAGGACAACUACCUGGUAAAGCUAUUCAGAACCCCAAGGAACAGUGCAAGAGAUUGUUGCUGCUGAGGCUCCUGGAGUCCAGAUUGAUCAACCAGAAGUGCAUGCACCUACUGUGGCCAUUCACACUUCACCAGUUGAGCUCGCACGACAAGCUCGAUCGGCAGCUCGAUCGAGUCCGAACCUCUUCUGUCCGACAGCCUGUUUUGCUUGAUCCUUAUCAACCGGUUGCCGCUUCCUCGUCUCGCCUACUUAGUCAAGGUCACAAGGAAGUGAUUCACAAGUUCAGAAGAGAUCUCAGUGGGAUUGGAAUUGAGUUGCCUCCUAUGGAUAGCAUGAGUGAGGCAUUUGAUCAAAUGCAAAUGGUCAAGGAUGUUCUAGCCAACAGUGAUAAAGUUUCAGAGGUCCUACAAGAGUCUACUCAUCAGUUCAACCUGCUUACUUCACCCACCUUCCUACCAAAGGUCAAGGAUCAAGGGAAAUUCACUCUCCCUUGCACACUUGGGCAUCUUGAGAUUGACAAUGCCUUAGUGGAUUCUGGAGCAAGCAUCAAUCUGAUCUCUCUCUCCAUGGCAGAGAAGCUAGGCAUAGCUGGAGCCUUGCAGCGCCCUACUACUUCAAUCAUGUUUGGAGAUGCAACUUCUAAGUCUCCUCUUGGAGUGUUCAAGAACUAUCACUUGAAAAUUGGAGAAUGCAUCAUCCAAACUGAUCUCACUGUGAUGGAAAUGGAAGAAGAGAAGGAUUUGCCUUUUAUUGGGAACCCCUUUCCUUAUACCAAUCUCAGUUCUAAGAGUCAUGGAGCUACAAAGGUUGUGAAGGAAAGGGUUGACAAGGAACCAAGAGUUGGGAAGGAUAAGGAUGAGAGAGGACCAAGGAUUGAGAAGCCACGUCUUGAGAGGGCUAGAGUUGAGAAACCACGAUCUGAUAGGCCAAGAGCUGAGCGACUUGUUCAAGCCCCUUGUGUGCUUGAUGAAGAGAGCCUUCAAGCUUUGUUUGAUGAGCCACUAGGAAGGGCUCUAAAGAAGGGGAGGAUGCAGCCUCUAAGGCAAGACCAGGAGAUAAAAGAAAGGAUCCACCAGCUCAGGCCCCUUCAGUCAAGCCAUCUCAGCUCACAAUGA